Messenger RNA from Setaria italica (foxtail millet), 1153 nucleotides. RefSeq names its product probable WRKY transcription factor 56. The coding region runs from base 74 to 787 and encodes 237 amino acids. Gene Ontology annotation, biological process: regulation of DNA-templated transcription. The transcript has 2 exons. The record is from RefSeq and is a predicted model, not a curated record. Gene Ontology annotation, molecular function: sequence-specific DNA binding; DNA-binding transcription factor activity. Lineage: Eukaryota; Viridiplantae; Streptophyta; Magnoliopsida; Poales; Poaceae.
CGUCUCGCUGCUGGUGCCCACGUCCGUCCGUCCGUCCUCCUGGAACGCACGCGGCGCUCAUCAGCUCGUCGCGAUGGAGAACCUACAAGGAGGAGACGACGAGUCGCACGGGUUCUCCGGCUUCCCCUACUUCUCCGUGCCGUCGACGCCAGUGCUUGACGCGCCGCCGCCGAGCUUGUCGUCGGAGGAUGACAACCAGCACGGUACCCUCGCCUCACUCCAGCAGGCGGCGUGCAACGGUCUUCCUCCUCUGGGCCCUGAUCAGCUGGCGGCGCCGCCGAUGAUUAAUCUCCCGCCGAUGGUGGACUGGUCGUCGCUGAUCCAGCAGGCCAGCCUGAUGGGGGUCCCGCCCGUGCCAGGGCUGCAGCAAGCGGUCGUGCCGCAGUUGGACCAGAGCGGGGAGAACGAUGGCGGCGGAGAGGGUGCGGGGAGCAGUGGCGGUGGUAAGGAUAAGGCGGCGAAGGGCGGCGGCGCGGGGCGGUCGGGGAAGAAGAAGGCGAGCAGGCCGCGGUUCGCGUUCCAGACGCGGAGCGCCAACGACAUCCUGGACGACGGUUACCGGUGGAGGAAGUACGGCCAGAAGGCCGUCAAGAACAGCGCCCACCCCAGGAGCUACUACCGAUGCACCCACCACACGUGCAAUGUGAAGAAGCAGGUGCAGCGCCUGGCCAAGGACACGAGCAUCGUGGUCACCACGUACGAGGGCGUUCAUAACCACCCCUGCGAGAAGCUCAUGGAGGCGCUCAGCCCCAUCCUAAAGCAGCUCCAGUUCCUCUCGCAAUUCUAAUCUAUGCUUGCUUAAUUAACUCUGGCCAUUAUGAUGCACAAGCGGCCUCCAAAACGGGCAAAAGCAAGCAAUUUAAUAUAUAUACCUCACCAAAUACACAUUUGUAGAUUGUAGUAUUGCACAAGCCUAGAUGUGUAAUUAAGUAAGCCAAACUGUGGAAGGGGGAAGAAAAGGAGAAAAAUGUGCCUACCUCUCCCCAAUACUGCUGAUCACACAUGAGAUGUAUACAUGUUUAGAGAGAAACUGAUCGUGUAUGUAAAUGUAACCCUUUGCGUGUAUCAGUGUAAAUAUGCGCAUCAUGCAUAUUGAAUUUCACAAAUAUAUGUACACUGAUGAACAAAGUAUCCAAAGUCAUUUUUCAUCGCA